AGAAGGUUGGGUGUGGAGUGUGCAGACCCAAACCCCAAUCAGGACUCAUGCCAGGCCAGUCUCUGCUAACCCCGGAGCCUUCUUCCGACUUGUGAUGACAGUGACAUACACCUACCGUGUAGCUGAUGCUCACCUAGGGACCUUCUCACAGCUCCUGCUCCGAUGGAAAGGGAGCAUCUACAAACUCCUCUAUUGCGAAUUCUUAAUCUUUAUCUCUUUCUACUUCGGCAUCAGCAUUGUCUACAGGUUUAUUCUGAGUGAGAGCCAAAGGCAGAUGUUUGAGAAACUGGCUCUAUACUGCAAUAACUAUGCUGAACUAAUCCCGGUAUCUUUUGUGCUAGGCUUUUAUGUUACCUUGGUGGUGUCUCGCUGGUGGGGACAAUAUGAGAGCAUCCCUUGGCCUGACCGAAUUAUGAACCUGAUCUCAAGUAAUGUGGAAGGGAAGGAUGAGUAUGGCCGCCUCUUGCGGCGCACCUUGGUACGCUACAUCAAUCUGCUGAGUGUGCUGAUCUUGCGCUCUGUCAGCACCGCUGUGUUCAAGAGAUUUCCAAGCAUAGAACAUGUUGUGACAGCAGGGCUGAUGACUCCAGAAGAGCACAAAAAAUAUGACAGCCUGACCUCACUCCAUAACAAAUUCUGGAUCCCCUGUGUGUGGUUCUCAAAUCUGGCAGUGAAGGCACGCAACGAUGGCCGGAUCCGUGACAGCGUGCUGCUACAAGGCAUCUUGAACGAAAUGAACACUUUACGCAGUCAAUGUGGGCGACUCUACGGGUAUGACUGGAUCAGCAUUCCUCUGGUGUAUACUCAGGUGGUAACUGUGGCUGUUUACAGCUUCUUCUUGGCUUGUCUGAUUGGCCGGCAGUUUCUGGACCCAACAAAGGCAUAUCCUGGCCAUGAGACUGACCUUUUUGUUCCCAUCUUCACCUUCCUACAGUUUUUCUUCUAUGCUGGAUGGCUAAAGGUAGCUGAACAGCUCAUCAAUCCAUUUGGGGAAGAUGAUGAUGACUUUGAAACCAACUGGCUCAUUGAUAGGAAUCUGCAAGUCUCUCUUAUGGCUGUGGAUGAAAUGCACCAAGAUUUGCCUGCUCUGCAGAAAGAUCCAUACUGGAAUGAAUCAGACCCACAGCCACCCUACACAGCAGCAACUGCAGAAUAUAAGCGGCCAUCUUUUCUCGGUUCAACCUUUGACAUCAGCAUGCAGAAAGAGGAGAUGGAAUUCCAACCCCUGGAAAAGAUUAAAGAGAACGAGGAAGCAAACCACUCCACACCAUUGCUGGGGCACAUAAGCCGCUUUUUGAGUGUCCAAUCCCCCAGUUUCACCAGAGCAUCAUCAAGAAUGAACCUGAUGAGUCGGAGGAAUGAAAAUAUGCCUCCUUCCCCUUAUUAUGCAUAUCCAGAUGGGAAAUCUGGGAGCCCUACUAGCAUUAAUCCACAAAGGUUUCAUCCAGGUUUCAACUCACAGAAUCAAUGGGAAAAUGAAGAUAGCAAACUAAGAGAAUUUGAUGCCUUCAUGUCUACUCCGUUCUAUGAGAGGCCUGGUUUCUACAGUGCUCCCCAAACACCUAUCAGCUCCAUUCCAAUGAUCUUCCCAUCCAGACGUCUAGGCCGCAAAAAGCCUCCUGCCCUCUCCAGUAUUGUUGCCUGUUCUUUGAAGGACAACUCUGCCAGCCAGUCCCCUUGUAAGGCUAGUGAUAAGGAUAGAAGUCAGUCCUCUCUUGGUUCAGGACCUAAAGAAACCUCUGCAUGGCCAGCAGAAAAAAGCCACAUACCAGACUCACUAACAGUGACGGUAGAAAAGGAGGAAAUACCCACAAGCCAUAAAUUCAAGGAUGUUGUUCCUCUUGGAAGCCCAGGUGCCCUAUCCUCAGGGGACUCAGGAAGUCCCAGUUUUCAUUUCUUUCCUGAGUCCCCAGACCCUGAAUGGCAAGCUAACAGCAAGAACAGUCUAAAAGCAUACCAUCAUCCAUGGCUGACUCGAGAUAACACAACAACUCCAAACCCAGAUCACCCUACCUCCCUUCAUAUUGAUAGCACCAGGACCCCUAGCAGCAAUGGCCCUACCUUUUUUUCAUUCACACCUUUGACAUCUCCAGUGCUUGAGAGAUCCCAUAUGAACAAAGCAAAAGCUGCCAUGGAACCUAACUCAGAUGACACUCCUGGAGUUCCUGAGCAAGAUCCUGCAAUGGUUUCUGGGCAUGCAAAAGACAUAGGAAGUGGAGGCACCAAUGCUCAUCUCACUAAAGAUCAGAGAAAGGUAGCCAGCUCCUCCCCCAAUGACUCUGGCAUCUCUCUAGCAGAGGGAGACCUUGUGGGAUUAAUGGAGGUGAUCAUGGAAACCAACGAAAACACAGCUGAUGAAGGGAAGAUAGACAAAGACAACUAAAUGGAAUGGCCUUACAGGUUCUUUAGGAUGGUGUCAUUGUUCUUUAACCAAGUUUCAUUGGUGAUCAGCCUUUUAAUAAAUUGUGUCAAAAAGGCACCAGAACCAGGUACUGGGAGCUGAAGAACAAUUGAGAACUUUAGCCCCUUAGGUUGAGUGUCUGAUGUGUCUGUUACAAACUAGGAAAAUAGCUGCCAUGCCAGUAAGCAGUUAAGACUUGUUUGUUGGACUGCUUGAAAGCCCCAAAGAAUGGAAUCAUGUCACUAACACUGGAACCAGUUUCAGCUGUAGAUUAAGUGUCAGUUUUACAUGACUAAUGCUACAAUCAGUGAUUCCUUUCCCACUUGUAACAUUUACUUGGUGAGCACUUGUACUAGGGCAAUCAGCAGGUAAAAUUCAUUGGAUAUAUACCAAUCUGGAGAGCCGAUUUCUUUGUAGCAAUACUGGGCAACUCCCAUACAAUGAUUACAGAAGACUAUCACACAUUGAAGAAGAGUUUGGAUUUAUAUCCCUCCUUUCUCUCCUGUAAGUAGACUCAAAGGGGUGUACAAUCUCCUUCCCCCCCCCCAACA
This is a messenger RNA of Sphaerodactylus townsendi, 2952 nucleotides long. Its product is annotated as bestrophin-1-like. Bases 95 to 2383 code for a protein of 762 amino acids. The transcript is spliced from 10 exons. Lineage: Eukaryota; Metazoa; Chordata; Lepidosauria; Squamata; Sphaerodactylidae. The record is from RefSeq and is a predicted model, not a curated record. Gene Ontology annotation, molecular function: chloride channel activity.